UGAGUAAAACACGUUUUAAGUUGUGAUGACUUAUCGUUUUCUGUGUAUUCUGACAUGUUAUAGGACAGGAUACAGUAGAAAUUGAGUUAUUUAUUAAAGAACAUUCAAAUGAUUGUUAAGCUAUAGUUCACAAAAAAAUAGCUUUUCCACUUUGUCGCUCUGUGGAAAUGAUGUCACUUCCACUUCUCGAGACGAUCACGGAAGCUGGUGCAAUGUCAUUUUUUUAGGAUAAAUUAUCACGGGCGAAAUUCAGAAAAGUGGGACAGAGCAGAUUUCGGGGUAAUAAUGGAGGUAAGAUGCGUAUAAAGUUUCGCAGUGGGGAAUCACGCGUGGUCGGCAUAUUCACUACGUGUACAGAUUGGAUCGCACAAGUGUCCACAAUCUUUGGUUUUCCAACACACAAUGAACACUCACGCUCAGCCCGACAUCAAUUCCGAUAUAACGUUCGCUUACAGUUUCCUAGUUUGUCACGAGAGCUGCAGUUCGCUUCUGAUUCUUUAAAAGUCAUUGAAGCCUUAGACGAACUUGUUAGUGAGUUUCACGUGGCCUUGUUUCAAAGGCUGAGAACGCUUGCUAGUAAAACCAAGAGCUCAACACAGGAAAAGUGCAGUCAUGAUCCCUUUCUUACCAUAUUCCGACUGUUCUUGGUAAAUGGCUAUUUACCAAAAUUAAUGUUGACGAUUGGCUUUACCAAAUAUUUGAAAUUGGGUUACUAGUGGUCUGGGAUAUUCUGCCUCCAGAGAAUAAAUUGUUAAAAUGAUUUCAUUUGGUGUACUAGGCCAUUGGGAUGAACCAUUUGAGAAAAAUUGGGUCCUGGGGGGGAGAGAAGUCUGCGAUUUGUUUACUUAUUUCAAUUAGAGAGUGGUUGUAUACAGACUUGAGUCAGCCAUGAAUAUCUACACAAGAACGUUGAUUGUUACAUGAUGACAAAUCUUUGAACUAAAACAACUGUGAAUGCAAAAGUCCGAAAUCCCAGACACCCUCUAUUCCCAACCAUUCCCCACACAGGAACCCGACCCACGGUGAUUGAUUCCAAUCCAAAUCCACAGUUCGGGAUCCAUUGAGCAGCCUUGUUCGAGCGCAGAGCAGCUGUGAAAGAGAACCAGACGAGCUCAAUUCUGAAAUGCCUCAAGACACAUCAAAAUACGGUUAUUUGCGGGACUCCAUAUAACUUGUAAUAUUACCCAUCUGUUAACAUGAGUUUCUGUUUUUGUCGGGUGUAGUAGCUGUAUAAUUUUAACCAGACAUACCACUAGCACAUGAUUCCGUACCACACAGCCUUGCGUCAGCUAGGAUAGCCACGCGAAUUAGUCAAGAGACAGGUUAUUUUUGGUGUGAGAGCGCUGGGGUGCAUUAUAAUAAAUAUUUGGCCAUAUGAGCAUAGCUAACAACUGCUUCGUUUCAUAUGAAGUCGCUAAAUCCUGCAUAUUUCAUGACAGAAAUCUGAAUUCAUUGUGUGUAGCCUCGAGUUGUAUUUUUUUUUUUUUGGUUAUACAUUUUGUGGUACUGAAACAAAGACAGUGGUACAGACGUUUUAGAUUAUAGAUUUAUUCCGCAUAUCAACCAAUUGCAUUGAAUUAAUGUCAUACGAGGCGCCAUUAGAUAAUGGACCUGAAUUUUUAUUCCAAUCUAACGGAUGGGACUGGGCCACACGGAGAUCCAGAAUUCCUGGACCCUGGGUCUUUCAAUGGAUAUGACAAUAAGUUCCCUGAAGGCAGUAAUAACUACCUGACCAUCAGCGGGGCGGGCCAUCCAUUCCUCUCAUCUUCUGAGACGUUCCACACCCCCAGUCUGGGAGAUGAGGAGUUCGAGAUCCCCCCCAUCUCCCUGGAUCCAGACCAGGCGCUCAUCGCGUCCGAUGUGGUGGCCCAUUUCGGAGAGCUAUCGGAUAGAGAGCGCAGUGGCUUGUCCACCCCCGGGAACGUUGUGGUCGGGGGAGACGAUCCGUCCUUCGCCUCCACCUUUGUGAAUCCCCACCCGGGGUCUCAGGGACUGGACCACCACCUGAGUCUGGGGGUCAUCAGUCAGCCAGGUGGAGGAGGAGCUAUUCUGGGGUCUGCUCUGGGCAUGGAUCUGGGCCAUCCUGUUGGCUCCCAGUUCAGCAGCUCCUCCCCCAUGACCAUAGACGUCCCGCUGAGUGACAUGGACCACAGCCUGUUGGGCCACAACCAGCUGAUCACCAUCGACCAAUCGGAGCUCAGCGCCCAGCUGGGGCUCAGCCUAGGGGGCGGGGCCAACCUGGCGAGGUCGCAGUCACCUGACCAACCACUGUCGGCCGCUGCUUCGCCGGCCGGCUCGCUACAGGACGACGACAUGGACGACUUCAGACAGAGUGUGCUGGUGGAGUCCCCUAUCUCUCUCGGUGUCAUCUCCCUCGAGCCCCCUCUCUCCGACUCCCCCAUUCCUUCCUUUGCUCCGUCCUCCAGCACCCCUCCUACCCUCGUCCGGAGAGGGGCAGUGGCCGGAGGGGGAGGAGGGAAGAAAGGGAAGAAAAAGAAAGACCCUAACGAGCCCCAGAAGCCUGUGUCGGCCUACGCUCUGUUCUUCAGGGACACGCAGGCAGCCAUUAAGGGCCAGAACCCCAGCGCCACCUUCGGAGAGGUGUCCAAGAUAGUGGCCUCCAUGUGGGAUAGCCUGGGGGAGGAGCAGAAGCAGGUGUACAAGAGGAAGACAGAAGCAGCUAAGAAGGAUUAUCUCGAGGCUCUGGAAGCCUACAGAGAUCAUCAGCUUUCUCAGCCGACCAUUGAGGUUCUGGACAGUUCCCCGUCGCCUCCCUCUCCUCCUCCCGUUGCCCCACUCCCCGCCCCUGCUCCCCGUUCCACCCGUUCCUCCGUCCCCCACCUCGCCCCUGAAGAGAACACCAUCACCAACAUCUGCACCUCCAACAUCAUCCUAGCAGGUGGAGACCUCCCUCAGGUCACCACCCGCUCCCGUACAGGGGCGCAAAAAAACCCAACUCAUACGCCCGCCCUGGCCCUAAACCCCCCCACCGUUACGAAAAUCAUCAUCAAGCAACAGACGUCGCCAUCAGGGGUAAUGGUGGUGUCAAGUAGUACGGUAUUGUCUACUCGGCAGCCGCCACCACUCCAACAGAUGCAGAACACCCCUCCUCCGCCUCGUCUCCAGCAGAUGGUACAUGCCCAGGCCCCACCGCCACUGCAGGCCAAACCAAGAGGCGGGGGUGCCAUGGCACCACCCCCUCUGCAGAUCAAGAUCGUCCCUCCCGCCUCAGAUUUGGACUCUCCCGUUAUCGACACGGCGGCAGGGGGGUUAGCCGCGUUGGGGGGGGCCACUCCGACCUCGGGGGAGGUGGUACAGUCCGCUUCCUUAGUAACGGCCUGUUCGACGGAAGCCGAGGACGGGGCUGAAGGAGAGGAUGGGAUGCAGGUGGAGUUGAAUGUGUCUCCAGGGCCAGAUGUGACCCAGACCUGCAGCCCUAACCUGUGUGUCCGAGCCGGCUGCACCAACCCAGCUGUAGAGAACAAGGACUGGGACAGGGAAUACUGCAGCAACAAGUGUGUCGCCACACACUGCAGGGAUGUGUUCAUGGCCUGGUGUGCGAUCCGAGGGCAGGUCUCCACUGUCACGUAAGGAAUGGACAGAAGAGAGGAGUGAUAGAUGGACAAAGACUUCAAAGAGGAGUGAGAGGAGAGAAGAGUGACAUAUGGACAUGAUAGGGAUUAGCCAGGACUAAAGAGAAAGGAGAGUGAAGAAUGGAGAAGAGAAGAGAGGGACUUGGCUUUUUUCCACAACCAGACUUUGUCCUCAUAGAAUAAUCAAGCAGAAGACCAAUACUCCUGUGCUGAUACAUUAUGAAGUUUAAAUAAUACGAUCAUUUUAUAUGAAAUGUUUUUAAGGUAAUAUCUAAUAUAACACUACAGGCACCACUGGUAUGUCUCUUGCAUUUCAUAGCUAGUGCCAUAGAGUUGGACAAAGGGCACAUUUCUGCAAAUGGUGCUGUACAUGCAAAAAUAGACUGUGUUAAUCUAUCUAACUCUACAGCUAAUUAUGUUUUUUCUCCUGACCGUGUUAUCAGUGUUGUCGUUACAAGUGAUUUCAAGGUAUGUACAGUGCAUUCGGAAAGUAUUUAGACCCCUUGACUUUUUCCUCAUUUUGCUACGUUACAGCCUUAUUCUAAAAUUGAUUAAAUGAAAAAAAAUCUUCAUCAAUUUACACACCCCAUAAUGACAAAGCAAAAACAGUUUUUUCAAAACAUUUUUGCAAAUGAAAAAAAAAAUAAACAACAGAAAUACCUUAUUUACAUAAGUAUUCAGACCCUUUUCUAUGAGACUCGAAAUUGUUUCCACUGAUCAUCCUUAAGAUCUUUCUACUGAUUAGACAUGAUUUGAAAAGGCACACACCUCUCUAUAUAAGGUCCCACAGUUGACAGUGCAUGUCAGAGCAAAAACCAAGCCAUGAGUAGGGCUGUUGUGGUGACCAUAUUACUGCCACACCGGCAGUCACGAGUCAUGAAGGCAGUCAAAUUCCACAUGACUGUUUAGUCACGGUAAUUAGGCUUCUCUAAGCUCUGAUGCUGCUGCUGGUCAUUGGUAGCCUACCAAACUUGCUAACUGCCUGUUACUCAGCAAUCUAUUGUCCCUCUAAUCACUCUGACAUCAAUGUAAAUGUAUUCUAAAAUCGAAUCAAACACUUCAUGAGAGCCCAUCAGCUCAUGUUGCGCAACAUUUCUAUAGGCUAUUCAAUUGUGGGAGAAAACCGAGUGAUGGUCACUUACAAAAAGAGGAGGAUCCCAUUAGCUUUCUAAAGGCUAGGCCUACUAUAUUUAUUAAUUUCUCAAAUUUCCUCAUGUUAAGAACAUUACUUAUAUUUACAACAGGAGUAUAGCCUACCUGGCUGGCAUGAAAAUAAACCACUGGGAAAAGCAUCCUCCAUUCGCUGUUUAAGUGCAUAGAUUACUUAUUUUUCCCCCCUGCCCUGUUUCGAUACAGGUGCAUGAUAAUGGUCCAUUCUAAAUCAAAACAAAUGUCAUACAUAUAUGAUUUAGUAUAUGUAAAGACAAAAUUAAAUCAAGAAUAGUCUGAUGGGUGACAAUAUUAGCCUGUCACUUGUGAAUUAUAUGUUAUCACUUGUGAAUGAUGCCCAGCAUAAGAAACAAUGACAUUUUUUGCGACUUGUUUGCAGCGCCUGAGUUUCAAGUUUGGGGAAGAUAAUUUUCACCAUAAAAAUGCACCUUUAUAAUAAAAGCAUUACAUGCAUAAUUGCAUUUGCGGUCACUUUUGAUACUGGUGUUUUCCUCUAAUUGAACAUUCGCGCUUACAGCCUACUACUAUGUCCACAUUGCUGCGCUUAUAAUGUGAAGAAAUAGCCUAAUAGUUUAUCAACAUUUUAAGCUAAACGUUCUGAUCUGUUGUGUCAGUCAUUUAUGCUAGUGGCUGUAUUAAUUUGGGACCUAUAGCAUCCCACAACUGUCCCAGACUGUUUGGAAUAUUUAUUUAUCGCACAGGAUAGAAUAGGUCGACCUUUGUACUACGGGGGAUAGUAGCUUGAUAUAGACUAGUGCUUUUGCUGGCCUACUCAUCUUGUUGGCUGACAAAAAGUAAAUGUGGACAGUUCAUCCAAUAUCUUCAAUAUGUACCUCGGAAUUGGAUAAGGACUCACGCAGCUGCGUCCCCGGAUAUGUCUGUCUUCACUUGUAGCCUGUGAGAAAGACCUGGUCACGUGACAGAUUGCGCAGCACACUCUUUGAGAAGGGCACAACGCAGCACUCCGGGCCGCAAAAGGCAUGGAUUUUUUUAGGGUGCAUUACGGCCACAAAGGGGAUGCCACCAUGAAUUCGAGGCAUUGUCAAGUUCUUGUUAAAUUGUGAAUGAGACUAUUGGAGUGUGUACAGCCUGCGCAAAAAAAUAAAUAAAACAGAGCUCAUUGCCAUUCAAGCAACUUUUUUCAAAUCAUCAUUAGUCUCAUCAUGCAGCCUUACAAUGUUUAUAGAACAACUAAAGUUACAUUGAUACCUCUAAAUUAAGCAUAUAGGAGUACCUAUUUCUUUGUUAACCGCUCAACAUAGAAUAGCCACAUGUGCUCACUCCCUCAAAUCGAGAGAAUAUUUAUAUUUUAUUCUGCUUUGUUCAAUACUAUAAAAUAAUGCCAUGGAAUUAUAAGCAAAUCUUGUCUGCUAAAUGAACUAGCGUAGCCCACAGUCAUGUGACAUAGCCACAUCAGGACCUAACACAAGAACAACUCAGAGUAUGCUAUUAUUUUCUUCUGAAAUAGACUACAUUUUCUUCUUAUCAUGCUGCUUUAGACCUGUCUAAAAUAAAUAAUGGAUUUAUAGUAUGUAUGCUAUAUUACAUGGAUUUUUCAAAAUGGCUUGUGGGCCGUGUGUGGAAACCAGGAGAUGCUAAAUGUGCUUAUGUUAAUUAACGGUCAAUUACCGUGAGACUGACAGUUAUUUGCUUGACAAUCACUGGCUGACAAAAUGUCAUGACCACCACAGCCCUAGCCAUGAGGUUGAAGGAAUUAUUCCUAAAGCUCUGAGAUAGGAUUGUGUUGAGGUACAGAUCUGGGGAAUGGUACCAAAAACUGUCUGCAGCAAUGAAGGUCCCCAAGAACACAGUGACCUCCAUCAUUCUUAAAUGGAAGAAGUUUGGAAGCACUAAGACAUUUCCUAGAGCUGGCCGCCCGGCCAUACUGAGUAAUCGGGGGAGAAAGGCCGUGGUCAGUGAGGUGACCUAGAACCGAUGGUUAGUGACAGAGAUCCAGAAUUCCUCUGUGGAGAUGGGAGAACCUUCCAGAAGGACAACCAUCUCUGCAGCACUCCAUCAAUCAGGCCUUUAUGGUAGAGUGGCCAGACAGAAGCCACUCCUCAGUAAAAGGCACAUGACAGCCUGCUUGGAGUUUGCCAAAAGGCACCUAAGGACUUUCAGACCAUGAUAAACAAGAUUCUUUGGUCUGAUGAAACCAAGAUUGAACUCUUUGGCCUGAAUGCCAAGCAUCGCGUCUGGAGGAAACCUGGCACCAUCCCUACGUUGAAGCAUGGUGGUGGCAGCAUCAUACUGUGGGGAUGUUCUUCAGCGGCAGGGACUGGGAGACUAGUCAGGAUCGAGGGAAAGAUGAACGGAGCAAAGUACAGAGAGAUCGGCAAUAAAACUUGCUCGCUCAGGGCCUCAGACUGGGGGGGGCAGCGGCGAAGGUGUUGAACAGGACAACGACCCUAAGCACACAGCCAAGACAACACAGGAGUGGCUUCAGGACAAGUCUCUGAAUGUCCUUGAGUGGCCCAGCCAGAGACCGGACUUGAACCAGAUCUCUGGACAGACCUGAAAUUAGCUGUGCAGCAACGCUCCCCAUCCAACCUAACAGAGCUUGAGAGGCUCUGCAGAGAAGAAUGUGAGAAACUUCCCAAAGGUGUGCCAAGCUUGUAGCAUCAUACCCAAGAAUAAUCCAGGCUGUAAUCGCUGACAAAGGUGCUUCAACAAAGUACUGAGUAAAGGGUCUGAAUACUUAUGCAAAUUUGAUAUUUAUUUUUUAUUUGUAAUAAAUGUGAUGGACACACACACACACACACACACACAAUUGAAUACAUUUUAGAAGAAGGCGAUAACGUAACAAAAUUUGGAAAAAGUCAAUACUGAAUACUUUUCUAAUGCACUGUAAAUCAUGCAUUGUGAUUUGGUAGCUCUGCCUGCAACUUAAAAUCAGUGUCACCCUCAGCCCUAGUGGGAAUUUCCUCUCGGUGGUUAAUGGUUAAGACAGUUGGUUUCCGGAGCAGGGGACCGGGUUUGACAUAAAAUAAACUUCUGGGCUGUGUUCAGGAGUGUGCAACAUUCUGAAGGUUGCAGAUAGAAAUGCUAUGUAUAGAACGGACAUGAUUCCUUUCUCUAGUACCUGACAAAAGUAUGUCUGUACUACAUGCAUUUCAUAUAAUAUAUUUCUAUCUGUACGGUUGUUCUUUACUGAAAAUGAUUCCCGUUGAAUGGGAAGGCUUCUCUCCUUUAAAGUAUGAUAUUUGGAACAUUCAGGUUUACAGUUUGUUUUUGAAAAACAAUUAUGUGGUGAAAUAAGAUUUGGGAAAAUGUAUUUGAAAGAAAAUACAUAAAAUAAUUUAAACAAUGCACACAAUAACACUUAACCAGUUUGUACUUUUAUUUCAGUAGGGGAAAGGAAAAAUGAUUUUGAUUUUGUAACCUAAUUAUUUUUUCCCUGUUUAAUCUCAAUCUGGGCCCAUAUUCAUAAAGCUCUCUAAAUAGGGGUGCUGAUCUAGGAUCAUGUCCCCUGCUGCCAUAUGUAAUCUUAUUAAUUUUGAUUGAAAAGACAACUGUUCCUAGAUCAGCACUUCUACUCUGAGAUGCUUUAUGAAAACGGCAGUGACGUGUAACUAAGCAAUGUCAGUGUUUUACCCAUAAAGAUAAUUAUUUAAUUAAAUCUUAAUUCUGUACAAUAGUAAUUAUUUUUCAUAUGGUUUCACCACGUGCAUCAAUAUAUUUGCUUGGCAUUGGAUUAGUGAAAGAGAAAUGAUGGGUUCUGAUUUCUAAUCACUUACCAGUUGUCAUCGUCAGUAUAUUAUGGGUGCAGAACAAAAAUCACACAAACAUGUAUAAUAAUAAAAAAAAGCAAAAACAAAUGAAUGAAUGAAUGGUGAUGGAAAUGUUUUAUGGAAAUGUUUAAUAUUUUAUGUAUCAUAACGUAAUAUUUUUGGUUUGACUUUUGGUUUAUAUCCCUAAAAGGUAUUUUUGUUU
Molecule: messenger RNA, 8696 nt
Organism: Oncorhynchus keta (chum salmon)
Lineage: Eukaryota; Metazoa; Chordata; Actinopteri; Salmoniformes; Salmonidae
Product: TOX high mobility group box family member 4-B-like
Exons: 9
Coding region: 1606-3591 (661 amino acids)
Biological process (GO): regulation of transcription by RNA polymerase II
Cellular component (GO): nucleus
Molecular function (GO): chromatin DNA binding
Source: RefSeq, a predicted model, not a curated record